AGCUGCCCCGCCAUCGAUGACAAGUGACGACAACCCGGAAGUCUUUGAACCAACAACGCCCCUUGUCAGACACCUCCUGUCCACCACCUAGCGCUCCCGGCUGAAGAUGGCCAUGGACAAGCAGCAAGACCCGCUGCUACGACGGCCCCUCUAUCUCUACGAUCUUCCGCCGGAAAUCCUCAAUUCGCUCGUGCCGAAGCCAGACGCGGGGUUACCAGUUCAGGCUGAGGAAGCAUCAACCGAUUCCGCUCCCUCUCGCGACCGCAGUCCAGGCCCCGCCGGUUCAGAAAGCUCCCUCGGGUCGCAGGCCUGCUCCCUUUGUGGCUUGUCAUUCGUCACCGUCCAGGAGCAGAAGGGGCAUCUCAAGACCGACCUCCAUUACUACAACCUCAAGCAGAAGCUGAACGGGCUCAGACCAGUAUCCGAGGCCGAGUUUGAGAAGCUCGUCGCCGAGAACGAUGUGAGCAUAUCAGGGUCGGACGCAUCUGACAGCGAAGACGAGGAGGACGAGGCAUCCCGCAGGGACACCACGCUUUCAGCUCUGCUAAAGAAGCAGGCUUCACUAGCCGAAAAGCGCACCACCGGCGACGGCGACGAAGAUGAUGAGCCGACAAAGAAGAAGAGGAAGAGAGGGAUGGGGCAACCCCCACUGCUGUGGUUCGACUCUCCAAGGUUGCCGGACAACACGUAUUUCGGGAUCUACAGGGCCAUGUUCACGGCAGAAGAGCUCGACAAGGAAGAUGCCAUCGUCGAGGCCAUCAAGCAGAGACAACUGCCGCCAAUAUCCAUGCCCAAGACAGCCAAGGACGGGAAUGCGGUUCCGCCAGCUUACAAUGGCAAGCACAUCUUCCUGUGCAUGAUCGGAGGUGGCCAUUUUGCUGCCAUGGUUGUAUGCCUGGCUCCGAAACAGAGCAAGCACGGCUCUGUUGGGCCACUCAACAGAGAGGCUGUCGUGUUGGCGCACAAGACGUUCCACCGGUACACCACACGGCGGAAGCAAGGCGGCUCGCAGUCUGCCAACGACAACGCCAAGGGCGCAGCGCAUUCAGCCGGGUCCUCGCUCCGUCGGUAUAACGAGCAGGCUCUGGUCGAAGACGUUCGCGGCCUCCUCAAGGACUGGAAAACUCUGAUUGAUACAUCGGAUCUGCUCUUCAUACGAGCAACGGGGGCAACAAACAGGCGGACGUUGUUCGGGCCAUACGACGACCAGGUGAUCCGGGCCAACGACCCUCGUAUUAGGGGCUUUCCCUUCAGCACUCGCAGAGCGACACAGAACGAACUUAUGCGGUCCUUUAUCGAACUCACCCGCCUGAAGGUGAAGGAAAUUCACCCGGAAGCCGCUUCUGCUGCCACGGAUGAAGGAGGCAAGGCGCCGAAGCCCAAGUCUGAGCCCAAACCUUCCGCACCGCGACUUACCGAGGAGGAAGAAACCGCGAUUAUGCACACAAACCAGAUACAAAGCAUGAUCCGCCGCUCCAAGCUGCCCGCCCUGCUCUCCUACCUCACCACCAACAGCCUCCCCGCCGACUUCGUCUUCCAGCCGGCCGACUCGCAACCGAACCACCACGCCCCUACCGCCCUGCACCUCGCCGCCGCUCAAAACUCGGCCGCGCUCGUCACGGGCCUCCUCACCCGCGCCAAAGCCGACCCGACAAUCCCCAGCCCGGAAGGCAAGACGCCGUUCGACUUGGCCGGCACCCGCGCAACACGCGACGCAUUCCGCGUCGCGCGCGCCGAACUGGGCGAGAGCGCCUGGGACUGGGAUGCCGCGCGGGUGCCUGGGCCGCUGACGCGGGAGGAGGCCGAAAGGAGGACCGAGAGGGAGAGGAGAGAGGAGCAGGAGAAGGAGGAUCAGAGGCGGAAGGCGGAGGAGGAGCGCUUAAGAGUUGAAGGGCUCAGGGUGAAUGAUAAUAAUAGUAAUAAAUCUGGUGGGAGGAAGGGAGGAGUGCUGGGCUCAGGCCUUGCGCCCAGGACGGCGGAGGAGAGGAGGCUAGAGGAGACGAGGGGUUUGACGCCCGAGCAGAGGAUGAGGUUGGAGCGGGAACGGAGAGCGAGAGCGGCGGAGGAGAGGAUUAGGCGGAUGCAGGGCGGUGGUUGAUACCCGAUGCCUAGUGUGCUGCUUCUAAGCCCUACAGAGGGUUGAGGGUUAUUCUACAUAGUGUCGAGUUCCAAGGGCAACGUAGAUUCUGACGGCAACUCAUCCCACGAUGACACACCGUCGUUGUCGCUCACAUUCUGGGAGAUCCCGUCGGCGGGAAAGCUACUGUGACACAGAACCAUUGAACCGCUGCGAUGUCCAUCCUUCUGUCUUCUGGCCCGCAGCAUGCACGAUCCGAAGGACCUGGUCGCUUCAAGCUCCCCCUUCCCUCAACGCACGCUUGUGUGACCCAGGGCCGAAGGGAUGACAC
Molecule: messenger RNA, 2408 nt
Organism: Chaetomium strumarium
Lineage: Eukaryota; Fungi; Ascomycota; Sordariomycetes; Sordariales; Chaetomiaceae
Exons: 1
Coding region: 107-2098 (663 amino acids)
Source: RefSeq, a predicted model, not a curated record